Messenger RNA from Bipolaris maydis ATCC 48331, 1563 nucleotides. RefSeq lists its product as uncharacterized. The record is from RefSeq and is a predicted model, not a curated record. Lineage: Eukaryota; Fungi; Ascomycota; Dothideomycetes; Pleosporales; Pleosporaceae.
AUGGGUUCUGGAAAAGUCGGUCUAGAUAACCUACCCAAAGAGAUAUGCUACCAAAUUAUGGAGGAGCUACUGACUCUCCGCAAUACUGGUGGCAUGAUAACCAAACUACCCAGAACAAAAUGUCCACUCAAGCAUAGGUUCAAGCCAGCGAUCCAGACACAAGUGCUUCGCGUCAACAGAAAUUUGUAUACCAUCGGCCGAGAUGUACUUGACCAUUCAAAUAAAUGGGUAAUCAUAGACAUGGACUGCGCAUACCUCUUGAUCCAAUGGGCCUCUGCAUUCCUCAAGAUGAUCAUUGUAGACAUAGAUUCAGCCCAACACCUGCCACCUGGCAUGAUGCACAUCCGCAUAAAACUCUUCGUAAAAACCUCGAUAUGCGCCCGGUCCUACAGACGCUUUUGGCCCAUGAGCAUGCACGAGCGCCAAAUCAUGCUCAUCCCAGCCAGUCAACUCAGCAGCCUCGUCUCAGCUCUGAGAAUAGUCGAGCUUGCACACGUACUGCGAAGACUGCCAGGUGAGCUGUAUCGAAAUCGGAUAACCGACAAGGAGUACAGAGUACACACGGAACAACACGGCCUGAGCAUCUGCAUCAACGUCAACCCAGACUAUCCCACAUCCCUCAUCCGCACCUCUCUAGACCACUUCCGCACGCUCCACGGACCCCUGAACGAAAUCUCAAUCAUCGGUGCCCCAGACACCCAGCAAGCCCAGGACAUAGAAGCUUCAAUCCCAGCUCCACGCAACGUCGCUACCGACUCCACAUUCUCCGAGGUGCUUCUACACAUCGUCGACAUCAUAGCUCUCGCCUCCCUCAAGCCCCAGCAAAGGUGUGCUACCUGCAUACCCAUGCUCUACGAGCAAGCCCGCGCAAUGACCCUCAACACAUGCCACAACGACACAACUCCCUGGAGCGGCUGGCUCACCCCCGCCACAGUCUCCACCUCGCCCUUCGAGCUGCUCAUCUUGUGCGCGAGCGCUACAAACCUCAUGGUGCACCAGCUGCGCACGCGGAGCAGCCUUGUCUUUUCAGACCCGGAUCUGGCGGUCGCCCGGCACAUGGCGUGGGACAGUGUGGCGCUGCUGGAGCAGACGGGGGUGCGGUCGCAGCUACGAGCGUUUGUUUACCUGUUCAAUGGGUUGCAUUGCAUUUUUUCGUGCAAGGCGAGGGGCCAGCGGAUGCCGGAUGCGAGGGUGCUUCGGUAUGGGCUGGAGCUGCUGGUGGAGAGUCGGCAGCAUGUACGGCGUUUGCCUCGCGGUAAGAUGUUCUUAUUCAGCGCGGCGUAUGAGAUGUGUGACACGGUUUUGGGGUUGGACUAUGGGGAUCGGUUCGAUGCCACUGUUGCGGCUGUCAUUGAGGACUUUGCUAGAUGGUAUGGCAGAUGGCUUGGGCCGGUGAAGUGGCGCGUGCAUGAGAGCUUUGUUCCUCGGGUGCUGCGGACAAAGGGGUUGUUGGGCAAGAUGAGGAAUGUGUCGCUUCUGACGCAGGAGGAAUUGGAUCGGUAUCUCAUCAUUGAUACUUUGAAGGUGGAUGCAGGAGCGCAGGGGGACUUCUAUCUUCUUUGA